Aspergillus vadensis CBS 113365 is the source of this 408-nucleotide messenger RNA. RefSeq lists its product as uncharacterized. The record is from RefSeq and is a predicted model, not a curated record. The transcript has a single exon. NCBI's taxonomy places the organism in Eukaryota, Fungi, Ascomycota, Eurotiomycetes, Eurotiales, Aspergillaceae. The coding region runs from base 132 to 365 and encodes 77 amino acids.
UGAUGAUGUUGGUUCGGCGAGAACCAUGAGCUCUGGCCGGGAUCCUCUUGGCAUGGCCUGGACGGAACAUCGUUGUCCCCGGAGCAUAUCCAACAACGCCUGCGCUUAACUGGAUUAGGCAGCUCCCAUGGAUGACGAUAUUUCUACCGAGGCGGUGGUCUGGUUACUCUUUACGGUGGAGGAGGUAUUGGAAAUAUCUGUGUUUUCCUUUCUCUUCCGAAACAUGUACUUUCACAUUCAUUCUUCAUUGUUCAUGGUACCUGGAAGCUUACACUACAGAGUUCACAAGUCACAUGUCUAGCAGUUUGACUAAGCGUACCCAGCUCUAUGCAUGGAUAAGAACUCCGGUGUUCUUACGUACCUAAAUCGGACUAGAUCAGUAUCAUUUUAACUACUCCAUCCACUACC